This is a messenger RNA of Strongylus vulgaris, 282 nucleotides long. NCBI's taxonomy places the organism in Eukaryota, Metazoa, Nematoda, Chromadorea, Rhabditida, Strongylidae. The record is from the annotation of a GenBank genome assembly.
AUGUCCAGAUUCUUCACUCUCUGCUCAUUGUUUCAGGAAAAUGAUAGCGAAAUGAUUCGGGAAGCCUUUCGCGUUUUCGAUCGUGACGGGAACGGCUUUAUUACUGCGGAGGAGUUUCGCUAUUUUAUGACACAUAUGGGCGAACAAUUUAGCGAUCAAGAAGUUGACGAGAUAAUUGCCGAAGUUGAUAUCGACGGUGACGGGCAGGCUUUGGAGUUAUUUAGCCGCCAUAAGAUAUCUCCAAAUGACAAAAAGUUAUUCUCAAUAAACCAAUGGGUUUGA